CGCCGAGCCCGCUGCGGGGCCGCUGGCUCUGCCUGCUGGCCGGCGCCCUCGCCUGCGCCCUCCGCCCCGCGAGCGUCUGGGCGACCAGGCUGAACUGGGAGUUGUGUGACUACAAGCUGAUGAUCGAGGCCGAGCAGGAGCAGUGCCUGGAGGAGAUCCAGGUGGAGAAUGACACAGCAGGCUGCAGCAAGAUGUGGGACAACAUCACCUGCUGGCCGGCCACCCCUCGGGGCCAGGUGGUCGUCAUGGCCUGCCCCCCCAUCUAUAAUUUCUUCUCCCCUCUUAAAGGCCUCAACGUGAGCCGCAGCUGCACGGACGAGGGCUGGGCAGAAAUGGAGCCUGGCCCCUACCCCAUUGCCUGUGGCUUGGAUCACAAGGAAACGGAUUUGGAAGAGGCGCAGGAGAUAGUGUUCUACGAUUCCGUGAAGACUGGCUACACCAUCGGCUACAGCCUGUCCCUUGCCACCCUGCUAGUUGCCAUGGCCAUCUUGAGCCUGUUCAGGAAGCUCCACUGCACCCGGAACUACAUCCACAUGCACCUCUUCAUGUCCUUCAUCCUGAGGGCUGUCUCCGUCCUCAUCAAGGACCUGAUCGUCUUCGACAGCUACGAAUGGGAAAACUGCGUUGUGGCCUCGGUGGGCUGUAAGGCAGUCGUGGUCUUAUUCCAGUACUGUGUCAUGGCCAACUUCUUCUGGCUGCUGGUGGAGGGCCUCUACCUGUACACCCUGCUCACGGUCUCCUUCUUCUCCGAGCGGAAGUACUUCUGGGGGUACAUACUCAUCGGCUGGGGGGUGCCCAGCACAUUUACCAUGGUGUGGACCAUCAGCAAGAUCCAUUUUGAGGAUUUGGGAUGCUGGGACACCAUCAGAGCCUCAUCAUUGUGGUGGAUCCUAAAGGUCCCCAUCCUCACAUCCAUCUUGGUGAACUUCAUCAUGUUUAUUCUCAUUGUCCGAAUCCUGGUUCAGAAACUGCAGCCCCCAGACGUGAGGAAGAAUGAAAAAAGCCCAUACUCGAGGCUGGCCAAGUCCACGCUGCUGCUGAUCCCCCUCUUCGGAGUGCACUACACCAUGUUUGCCUUCUUCCCCGACAACUUCAAGCUUGAAGUGAAACUGAACUUCGAGCUGGUCGUGGGGUCUUUCCAGGGUUUCGUGGUGGCUGUGCUGUACUGCUUCCUCAAUGGCGAGGUGCAGGCGGAGCUUCGGCGCAAGUGGCGGCGCUGGAACCUACAGGGCAUCUUGGGCUGGGGCCCCGAAUACCAGUACCCGUCAGGAGGCAGCAGCGGGGCCACGUGCAGCACACAAGUCUCCUUGCUGACCCGCGUCAGCCCCAGCGGGCGCCGCAGCUCCAGCUUCCAGGCCGAGGACUCCCUGGUCUGACGCCAGGCUCCCAGGGGCCCACAGAGGCCCCACUCACCCGCACGCACCCAC
Molecule: messenger RNA, 1427 nt
Organism: Pteronotus mesoamericanus
Lineage: Eukaryota; Metazoa; Chordata; Mammalia; Chiroptera; Mormoopidae
Gene: VIPR1
Product: vasoactive intestinal peptide receptor 1
Exons: 13
Coding region: 120-1376 (418 amino acids)
Biological process (GO): adenylate cyclase-modulating G protein-coupled receptor signaling pathway; cell surface receptor signaling pathway
Cellular component (GO): plasma membrane
Molecular function (GO): peptide hormone binding; vasoactive intestinal polypeptide receptor activity; G protein-coupled peptide receptor activity
Source: RefSeq, a predicted model, not a curated record